This is a messenger RNA of Ostreococcus lucimarinus CCE9901, 1002 nucleotides long. RefSeq lists its product with no specific name. Bases 1 to 1002 code for a protein of 333 amino acids. Gene Ontology annotation, biological process: regulation of alternative mRNA splicing, via spliceosome. Lineage: Eukaryota; Viridiplantae; Chlorophyta; Mamiellophyceae; Mamiellales; Bathycoccaceae. The record is from RefSeq and is a predicted model, not a curated record. The transcript has a single exon.
AUGUCGAACGCGCGCGACGACGCGUCGUCGCACGCGACGCUGGCGUACGGGUUAAAUCUUCCAAAGAAGAAACCGCGAGGGACGUCGGGCGGGAAACCCGCGCCGAGACCGGCGUUGGCGGCGUUCGCGUGCGAUUCCGACAGCGAUGAAGGUGAUGAUGACGAUCCCGUCAAGGCGCGGGAGCGGGCGAACGCGGAGGUGAAGCGACAACAAGAGGCGAUGGCGCUCAAGGCGAGACGAGACGCGGCGAGAGCGGCGACGACGACGAGCGAGGCGUUGAAGGAAGACGCGAACGCGUUUGAGUACGACGCGGUGUUCGAUGAUAUCGCAAAGUCACGAGGUGCGAAGGCGAAGGAGCUGGCGAGCGAACGCGUGGAGCGACAGUCGAGGUAUAUAGGAGAUUUGAUAGCCAAGGCGGAGGCGAGGAAGAAGGAGGACGACGCGUCGUACGAGAGACGACUGUUGAAGGAAAGAUUGAAGGAGGAUCACUUGUAUGCGGAUAAGGACAAGUUUGUGACGGCGGCGUAUAGAGCCAAGCUACAGGAAGACGCGAAGUGGUUGGCGGAAGACAAGGCGCGCGAUGCAGUGGAGGAAGAGGAAGAUGUCACAAAGCGUGGCGCCGGUGCGAUGACUUCGUUUUACUCCAACCUCAUGCAUAGGAAUUCAGCCAUGGGCGGCGAUGCAGCGAGAGACACGCGGCGAGCCGCGCCCGAACCCGAUGCAACGAAGCCAUCAAACGCGACGACGGCGCCUAAGCUCACGAGCGCGGCCGAUCGCGAUCGUGAACUCAUCGCGCGGGCGGCGGAGACGCCGGCGAUACCUCCGAUCCCGUCCGACGUGACGCUGGUGGAGAGGCCAACGAAAGCAGCGGGAGCCAUCGCCGUCGAGACGCCGCCACCGGUAAAAGUUGACUCGAAUGCGAGGAGGAACACAGAAGCCGACGUGAGCGACGCGCGAGCGAGGUAUCUCGAGCGGAAACGCAAAGCUGCGGGAGGCGCGUAG